Molecule: messenger RNA, 1451 nt
Organism: Nothobranchius furzeri (turquoise killifish)
Lineage: Eukaryota; Metazoa; Chordata; Actinopteri; Cyprinodontiformes; Nothobranchiidae
Gene: upp2
Product: uridine phosphorylase 2
Biological process (GO): nucleotide catabolic process; uridine catabolic process
Cellular component (GO): cytoplasm; cytosol
Molecular function (GO): uridine phosphorylase activity
Source: RefSeq, a predicted model, not a curated record
AAUCAGUGACGAGGUCAGAGGGGACCACUAUAUCAGCUGUGCAGCUGAAAGUCACUCCUGUUAGAAAGAAAGCUUUGCAACAAGUUCUUGAACGAUCUUCAGCAACCUUUGAAGAAAACCGAAGUCAUGGCCCCGAUUCUGAUUCUGAGCUGCAUGGGGCACGAUCACAACGAAUACAUCAAACAACAAGUCCAAGUGAAGAAUCCCUAUUUGGACACUAUGGAGGAGGACAUCUUGUACCACUUCAACUUGAGCACAAAGACUCACAACCUUCCAGAGAUGUUUGGAGACACAAAGUUUGUUUGUGUUGGAGGAAGCGGAAACCGAAUGAAGUCUUUCGCCCAGUUCAUGCACAAGGAGCUAAACUUGCCUGGAAACCCAGAGGACAUCAGGGAUAUCUGUGAGGGAACUGAUCGCUACUGCAUGUACAAAGUGGGACCAGUACUCUCUAUAAGUCACGGCAUGGGAGUCCCCUCCAUCUCCAUCAUGCUGCAUGAGCUCAUCAAAUUGCUGCAUCACGCUCAGUGUCAUGAUGUGGUUCUGUUUCGCCUGGGAACCUCUGGCGGUGUUGGUCUGGCUCCGGGGACAGUAGUGAUCACUGAUAAGGCAGUGGACUACUCCUUCCGCCCCCAGUUUGAACAAGUUGUUCUGGGUAAAGUCAUUACCAGGAGCACGGAGCUGGAUGAGGGCGUGGUCAGCGAGCUCCUGCAGUGCUCCCACGAGCUUCAAAACCUGCCAACUGUCAUUGGAAACACCAUGUGUACCCACGAUUUCUAUGAAGGUCAAGGCAGGCUCGAUGGAGCUCUUUGCUCCUUCUCUCAGGAGGAGAAGCUGGAUUAUCUGAAGAAGGCCCACGAGGCCGGAGUGAGGAAUAUUGAAAUGGAGUCAACAGUCUUUGCCGCCAUGUGCCGAGUCUGUGGCCUCAGAGCGGCUGUGGUCUGCGUUACUCUGCUGAACCGCUUUGAUGGAGACCAGAUCACCUCCCCUCAUGAAGUCCUGGUGGAGUACCAGCAGAGACCUCAAGUCCUGGUGUCUCACUUCAUCAAGAAACGUUUGGGAAUUACAGCCUGAACGCUCUUGAAAAUAAACAUUGUAUAUUGAUUUGAUUGAUAUGUAUAUAAUAUGCUCUUCUCAACAUGUUGUUAUCUGAACUGGACUCUUAUUUUGAAGAGUUGAAUCUUUUCUUAAGGAUUUAGGGGAUAAAACCAAAAGACUAGCAUUUCUUACUUCUAAAUAUAUAUUUAAAAUAUGUAUUUUAUCUUUUAUUAUGAAGCACUUUGUUAUUUAUGUGAAUUAUUAUGAAGUUUAAUCAAUUUUUUUUGUUUACGCUUAUUUCCACAUAGACUGGUUAAAUUUUGAUGUUUCUGAAACUGAUUUAAUGUUUCAAUGACUGAAAACUGAAAUGUUAAAGAUGCCAAUAUAUGUAAGAAUAAAGCAAAAAGGACAUCCUG